Aphanomyces invadans is the source of this 1290-nucleotide messenger RNA. RefSeq lists its product as hypothetical. Gene Ontology annotation, biological process: positive regulation of proteasomal ubiquitin-dependent protein catabolic process; protein polyubiquitination; ubiquitin-dependent protein catabolic process. The transcript has a single exon. Gene Ontology annotation, cellular component: cytoplasm; ubiquitin ligase complex. Gene Ontology annotation, molecular function: ubiquitin conjugating enzyme binding; ubiquitin protein ligase activity; zinc ion binding. The record is from RefSeq and is a predicted model, not a curated record. The coding region runs from base 19 to 1071 and encodes 350 amino acids. Lineage: Eukaryota; Oomycota; Saprolegniomycetes; Saprolegniales; Verrucalvaceae.
UUCGGAAAGAAGAGUUUCAUGGCAGCCGCAUCGAUGGUCACCAUGGAGAGACAACUGCACCCACGUCAACGGACUCCGCUGACUAUGACUCGUCCAGACUCGGGCGUCGUCCUACUCCCUAAUAACAACGACGGCUACAUCAGCGACAGCGACAUUGUCGACUUCUAUCCAUCGUCAGCGUCGUCGUCGACAACAGGCGGAGCGACCAGAGUGGAGCACUGCAUGAUUUGCUUGGAAUCAACAACAGAUAUUGUGCGGAAUGCUGAAAAGCGACGGUCUAUCAUGGAAGAGAACCGACCCACUGUCGACUUAGACCUGUACGAAGAAGACAUUGGUCGGUGCGCCGCUUGCCCGGCGAUCUAUUGCUACCCAUGCUUCCGGGAAUACAUACGCCACAAGGUUGUCAAUGGUGAAGUUCGCGCGAACCAACUUGUGUGUCCUGGUGUGUGCCGUCUGCCACUGACCAAGCGAACACUGCGUCACAACAUGUCGGAUGUAACCUUCCAGAAGUACAUCGACUUUCUCGAGUUGCAGCAGCAGGUGCUCCAAGGCGCUCGAUACUGCCCUCGUCCCGAGUGCGGUCAGGUCUUGCCAAAGUCGUCUGCCAAGAAAAAUCACAGCCGACGCGUGUACUGCCACGCGUGCGAGAAAGAAUCGUGCUUCAAGUGCGGCUCGGACUACCAUCCGAUUCCCAUGUGCGGGGAUCGCACUUACAAGUCAUGGUGCCGGAAUAACCAUGUUCAAACGUGUCCAAACUGUACUUGGGCAAUCGAGAAGUCUGGCGGGUGCAAGCACAUGUCGUGCACCCGGUGCUCGUUCGAGUUCUGCUGGUACUGCCACCAAGACUGGUCCACUCACAGUAAGGUCAAGUGUUACCCGCUUGCGUACGUUCGAUCGAAGCAUCGUUACUUUGGCCGCACGGUCCCCGUCCGACUCGUUACCAAGACCGUCUUUGCCGGCGUGGCAGCGGGAAUUGCCGUUGCAGGCACAGGCGUUGUGCUGGCGGUUCUGCCUCCCGUCCUGCUGUGGCAGUGCGGAGUAUACGUCAAGGACAAGAUCACAGGUCAGUAGAAGAGUGGUGUUCGAAUUUGCAAGUCGGUUUCGUCAGUAUAGUUUUUGAAACGUCUCGAUGCCUAUCCGGAAUCAUGCACGAAACGCAUUGGCCGAAUACACAUUUAUCCGGAACCGGCACCGUUCGAAACGCCUGAAGCGUCGCCAAAAUAUGUCUUGCAGUAGAAUUUGCAGAAGCCUUUUGAUUGGAUAAAUUUGUACAUUUAUUCCUUCUCCGUG